UCCUAAUUCACCAACUUCCCUAAACAGGAACCAAACGUGGCCCGUGCCAAGGCUAAAAAUUGUACCUGACAUCAAAGACGUUCGAGUGUAAUUUAGUAUGCAAGUUGACAGGUAAUUUCAUUGGCUGCUUUGACUGAGACCCUAAAUACAGUCCGCCUCCCGCGGGCCUAGUUUUCUCAGUUUCCCACACAAACUUAGCUGCACUAACUUGAAAGUCCAGUUUUCCAAGCAAGUCAAAGAAAACACCAAAGAGUACUGGAGACAACAUGGACGUGGACAGCAAACGGCUGGUAGUAGUAGUACCAAACGAAGCAUCAGUCCCCUCCCGUAGAGUGUUCAGCAGUGAGGAUGAGGCGUGGAGGAGCUACCUAGAGAACCCCCUGACUGCUGCCACCAAAGCCAUGAUGAGCAUCAAUGCAGAUGAGGACAGUGCAGCAGUUCUGGGACUGCUGUACGACUGUUACAAGGUUCCCAGAGAGAGGAGACGACCCUCUAGUGGUGGCACAGAACCCUCUGCUAUCAGGCCCAGUAACUGUGGGAACUUGGAGAUACUAGAUCACCGUCUUCAGGCUUUUAGAUCUAUGCCUGUCAACCUCUCCUUAAACAACAGCACCACUACAGAAUAUCAGGGCUCCAAAUACGCAGCUACUAGCCUGGUAAGAGACACCAGGGGAGGCGAUGGUAAAGUAGGAGGUGGGAAGGCUCUUGCUCUGGUGAAGACAGAAGGCCAGGCAUCCAUGGGAGUGUCCUGUUCUGGAGGAUCCUACAUAGAAGAACCCAGAGACCAGAAAAGGAUGGUUCAUGAGCAUGAUUUGUCCCUUGCUAGGUACUUGAAAGAUGAACAGAGAAGCACUCCAGACAGCACAUAUGAGGAUGCUGUGGAAGGAGAGAUGUACCACAGGAGUUCUUCUUCACGAGUUGAUGAAUUCCACUAUAGCCUACCAGUUGACAGUUUUCGGUACAGUCUGGACGCCAGCGUGUCGCUGCGGUCACGGCAAGCAGAAGGACCCAUGGCUUACCUGAACCGGGGCCAGUUCUACGCUUUGACACUGUCUGAGACCAGCUUCAGAUCAUCCCUUUGUCAUGCCAGAGGCAAAGUGCGGGCGAGUGGACCAACGCCGUCACAUGGGAAGGAUGGGAGUCCAUCUACUAGUGAGGAAUGCCCCAUGGGAGGCUCUGAGCUGCAGCGGGACAGUAUUGUACAGACUGUUAUUAUGGUAGUCUUUGGGGAAGAUAAGUGCAGAGAUGAGCAGCUGAAGAACUGGAAAUACUGGCACUCCCGCCAGCACACAGCCAAACAGAGAGUCCUGGACAUUGCCGACUACAAGGAGAGCUUCAGCACGAUUGGAAAUGUGGAGGAAAUUGCCUAUAAUGCUGUUUCUUUCACUUGGGAUGUCACGGAAGAAGCCAAGGUCUUUAUCUCUGUGAACUGUCUGAGCACAGACUUCUCUUCCCAGAAGGGUGUGAAAGGGAUGCCUCUGAUCAUGCAGAUCGACACCUACAGCUACAACGGGUGCAGCAGCAAACCCAUCCACAGGGCCUUUGCUCAGGUCAAAGUUUUCUGCGACAAGGGCGCUGAGAGGAAGCUUCGUGAUGAGGAGAAGAAGCAACUCAGAAGGAAGACAAAAGGGAAGAACAGCAGUUUGGGACUGACCUCUCCCAUUAGGAGGGCUGAUAGCACGCUGUUCAAAACCAUGAUAGACCUGGACUCCCAGCCUGUCCUCUUCAUUCCUGACGUGCACUUUGGAAACCUGCAGAAAGCGGGGCAGGUAUUUGCCUUUAACCCUGAGGAGGCUGACAGAGAUGGGAGUGUUCUGAUGAAGAGGAUGUCAUGUGUUGAAGAAAAUAUCAGUCGACCUCAGCACAAGAGGUCCAAAGUAGACCAGGAAAAGAAAGUUCUUCUAUAUGUGAGAAAGGAGCGUGAUGAAGUGUUUGAUGCCUUAAUGCUGCACACCCCCACUCUCAAAGCGUUGAUGGAGGCAAUCUCAGAGAAAUAUGCAGUGCCUCUUGACAAGAUGGCCAAAGUUUACCAAAAAAGCAAAAAAGGGGUUCUGGUGAACAUGGACGACAACAUUAUCCAGCAUUAUUCGAACGAGGACACUUUCAUCCUGGCCAUUGAGAGCUCUGCAGACUCCUUGCGUGUGGUUCUGUCAGAGAUCUAACGUCUGUCAUUGAUCAUUAGUUGGUGACGCUUCAGCCAUGCUGUGUGUAGAAAUUGUGAAUGUUUGUAGCAGUAUUGGCAAUUACAAGCUGGUGUCUUAGGAUCUGCAAUUACAUGAGUCACCAUUAUGGAAAAAGCCUGCAAGUCCCCAGGAUGUUGUUAAACUCCUUCUGUACAUGUUUACUGCUUUCCCUCUCUCUGAAGAGACUGUGGUGAUUAGUAUUUAUGACAUUAGUUAGGCACUCACAAAGCCCAGCUGGUCCAUCCAUUUACUACCUUUGCCUGAGGCUUCAGUCUAACCACUCUGGUCCUACUCACCGCCGGUUUACACCUGAAUCACUGACAGCUUCAUAUGCUUCAUGCACUGUGAUGUACAGUCUUUUAAAUGAGUUGAUAAAUACAGUUUUAU
Monopterus albus (swamp eel) is the source of this 2570-nucleotide messenger RNA. Its product is annotated as grainyhead-like protein 2 homolog. Gene Ontology annotation, molecular function: DNA-binding transcription activator activity, RNA polymerase II-specific; RNA polymerase II cis-regulatory region sequence-specific DNA binding. NCBI's taxonomy places the organism in Eukaryota, Metazoa, Chordata, Actinopteri, Synbranchiformes, Synbranchidae. Gene Ontology annotation, biological process: neural tube development; regulation of transcription by RNA polymerase II; brain development. Bases 267 to 2162 code for a protein of 631 amino acids. The record is from RefSeq and is a predicted model, not a curated record. Gene Ontology annotation, cellular component: nucleus. The transcript is spliced from 15 exons.